Salarias fasciatus (jewelled blenny) is the source of this 2956-nucleotide messenger RNA. RefSeq names its product syntaxin binding protein 6 (amisyn) (gene stxbp6). Gene Ontology annotation, cellular component: plasma membrane; exocyst. Gene Ontology annotation, molecular function: phosphatidylinositol-4,5-bisphosphate binding. Gene Ontology annotation, biological process: Golgi to plasma membrane transport; exocytosis; regulation of SNARE complex assembly. NCBI's taxonomy places the organism in Eukaryota, Metazoa, Chordata, Actinopteri, Blenniiformes, Blenniidae. The coding region runs from base 355 to 987 and encodes 210 amino acids. The transcript is spliced from 6 exons. The record is from RefSeq and is a predicted model, not a curated record.
CACACACUCACACACACACACAGCCACGGGCAGACAGACUGGCUCUUCAGUGAAAAACGGCAGCAAGGAAGGAGAAAACAGAAGAAAAAAGGAAGAAAAGUCGCCUCCCGCCGCUCGAAAACCAGCAACUCGGAGAGAAGUGGAAGGACGCGAAAUGCGAGCGAUAAUUCAAUCCCGAGAGGACCAUAAGGAAGAAAAAGUGCGUGAAGUGUGACAGCUGGAGAGAUUAAAGCGGAGGAGAAUUUGGGGACCCGCACGUGGAAAAACAUAAAAGAAACCCUUCAGACGCGUCGCGAAGGUUGGAUCUCUUCACUUUAACUCCUCGCUGCCCUUUACCUCCCGCCCGAUUCCAAGAUGAGUGCCAAGUCCGCCAUCAACAAGGAGGUCUUCAUCCCCCACGACGAGAAGAUGCUCGCCGCCGUGCAGGUGAAGCGGAGGACGAAGAAGAAGAUCCCGUUCCUGGCCACGGGCGGCCAGGGAGACUACAUGACCUUCAUCUGCCUUUCAGUGACGAAUAAGAAGCCAUCCCAUGUAUCCAUCACCAAGGUGAAGCAGUUCCAGGGGUCUUCUGCCUUCGUCAAAAGAUCACAGUGGACUAUCGACCAGUUACGGCAGGUCAACGGCAUUGACCCCAACAAAGACUGUCCAGAAUUCGACCUGAUGUUUGAGAAUGCCUUUGACCAGUGGGUUGCCGGUUCAGCGGGAGAGAAGUGCACCUUUAUCCAGAUCCUUCACCACACCUGCCAGCGCUACACUCCCACACGGAAACCGGAGUUCGUCAACUGUCAGUCCAAACUGCUGGGGGGUAACAGUAUACUACACUCGGCCGCAGACAGUGUGACAAGUGCCGUACAGAAGGCCAGUCAGGCUCUGAAUGAGCGCGGUGAGCGAUUAGGCCGGGCCGAGGAGAGGACCGCCGACAUGAUGAACAGCGCCGAGCAGUUCGCCGUCACUGCACACAAGCUCGCCAUGAAGCACAAAUGUUAAACCACUGCCAAAACCAACUGGGCUGGGGGUUCGGCAAUCGCCAGCUGCUGUACAGGAGAAGGAUUCCAGAUUUUAUUCUUUUUAAAUAUUUUAAUAUGAUUAGUAUUUGUUAACAAUGUUAACACCUUAAUGUUUUUGGGUUAUUGUACUCUGGUGCAUCUUGUUGAGGAAUCGAGCAGCGGGUAAGAGGAGGAGGAGGAGGAGGAGGAGGAGGAGGAGGAGAGGCGAAGAUUACAGAAUGUUUCCUGUUUCUGUUUGCCAAAAAGUUCUAAGCCACAGCCAUGACUGUACUCAAAGACAACAGCCACUCCAGAAACAUCCUCUUCUUCUUCACUAAUAUGGGUAUAUAUAUGUGAUGACAAAUCAUCAGCAGCAGUCACUCACUGGCAGGAAGCAGCUCGUCUCCCAGGUGGGCGGCUGAACGCUGACGUCUGAUUUAUCAGUGAAGUCCCUCCUUUAAGGUGUAAAAGUGUAACUGGAUCAGGCGGCAGUGGACCUCGUGAAUAUUAUACACACGCGUACAAACAUAGAGCCUCGUUUUUGAACCUACGUUGCAUCUACAUAGACGUUUCAGCCACAGAUUCUGGAUGUUGGAUGAUCUGUGAGGAAAACGCUCAGUCUACCCCGAAUGUCAAAGAAAUCCACAGGUAUACUCUUUCCUUAUUUUUUGCUUUGACUCUUUCACUUUGAGGUCUUUCAGUGUGUGGUUUUGUCCUCAAUUUCCUAAAUGUAUCAGAGCAGUAUUAAUACAAAGGAUUUACAAACUGCCACAGUGGUCAGAACGACGGCUAACAGGGAAUGAAAAUAAAUACUUUUUUCUAUGAUGCGUCAUUCAAAAACAACCAAACCGCAUGGGAUGCUGUCCCAGCUUAUAUGGAGGUGUACUUGAAGAACAUUAAUUUCAGAGUGAGCUUUUUUAGGUGUAUGUGUCAUUCAGUAUAAUAAUUUGCAUUCAAGAAGGGUUUCUGAAAGUGUGGGCUGGGCUCCUGUAGGGGGCGACAGAGAGAUUGGAUGUUUUUGGACAUUGUCAUGGAAAUAAAUCGAAAUGUUAAAACAAACUGGUGCAAAACAGUAAAUUGUGAGAGGAGGAAUUUAAUAAUUUGGCAAUUCAACCAAAAUGUUGCAAUUUGGCGGUGGAAGGUUUGAGGCUUGGUUCCAGCUCUGUGAAUUGGGGGAGGGGUCAUCCUCCCACACUUUCGAAACCCCCUGUGUUAGAGGGAGUUAAUUCAGUAAACCAGCUUCUGCAUUGUAAAAAGCAACAUGUAAUUCUUCUAGUACUAUUACCUUGAUGUUCGUAGAACUGAUUUUCGUCCCUGAACACGGGACCGUUUUGGAAAUUAAUCCUGGCUGUAUUUCAACUUUAAACGCUCAGUAGUCAUACCUUGUGCAUUUUGUAUGAUUUGGAUCGGUCAUAAUAAUAAUAAUAUUGUGUAUGCUGAUAAAGGACAAGGUGUUUCAAAUAGCAGCGGUGUAUCGUAGUUUCUUUGUCUUACUUUGUCGGCACCUUCGGCUUCAUCACUGGCAAGACUCCAGCAUCACCUCCGUCACUUGAGAUGUAUUUGAUUCUUUUUUUUAAUUUUUAUUUUUGAUAAUUCACGAUGUUACAAUGCACUGAUUACCUUUAUCUUGCUGCGCACUGUUGAGUUCAAAAUGAAUCGUUCCAGUUGCCUAACUCUUUCUGUGUGCUUUUAUUCCUCCCUAACACUUUGGAUGUUUGUUUAAAUAAAGCAAAUAUAAGGACACAUUUACAUUAUUCUCUGUAUUUCUUUUUUUUUAAUAUAUUUGGCUUUCACUGUAUUUAACUCACAUUGAUGUUCUCUUCUCAAACAAUAAGCUGCAAAAUAAGUGUCUCAAGGGUCAUUUCUGUCUAUUUUUCCAUCCGAUGUGCUUCAACACUGCUCUUAUCUGACUGAUCACAAAUCUUUACAAUACUGUAAGAUGUAAAAUAAAGUCUGUUUCACAAUCACAA